UCUUAUGGUGUGGAAACUCACUGUGAUGGCAGACAGGAUGGAGCUCAGUGUUAUGGACCUUUGGGAGGAACUGUGGACAUCCAGCUGAUAGACAGCACUUCAGAAAUGCCUAGAUACCAACUUUCAAAGAAUACAUUAAAAAUACUAGAUGUGAAAAAUAAUAAGGUUAUUUCUAAUACCAUAGGAGAAAGAUAUACCCUUUUUCUCAGCAAUGGAACAUUUAGGGUCAAUAACCUGAGCAGGAACGACAGUAGUAAAUAUAGCCUUCAAACAUUUAAUUCAGAUGGAAAAUCAUCAGGCGAGCGGACUUUACAAUUGUUUAUUCAAGCUCCUGUGUCCUCUGUCCUGCUGCUCUCUGAGUGUCUGUCUCAGGGAGAGAUGAGGGUGUCCUGCUCCUCUGAGGGAGGGGACAGUCCUCAGUACAGCUGGACUCUGGAUGGACGCACACUGACAGAUGCUGAGCUCCUUUCUGUAAAUAAUGAGACUAACAUCAUCACUCUGAAACAGCACGUCUCAGGACGUCUGGUCUGCUCAGUCAGGAACAACGUCAGUGAUGUCUCCAAAGAGGAGAGAAUAUCUACCUGUGGAAAUUUGCCACUGAUAGGUGGUGUUCUCUCAGCGCUGGUAAUUUUCUUGGUUGUUGGUGUAGCAGUCAUAUGUGCUUGGAGGAAAAAGCAAAACAGCAAACCUACAAAAAAGGAGGAAGAAGAUGACCAGGAAGUCUUUCCUGAUGCCAAGUUUGUCAAAAGGCCGGCAAACCAAGCUGAGAAAAAAGUGGCGGUGGAGCACCGCCAAAUCAAGUCUGCAAAGCGACCUCGGAGGCCUGAACCAACAGGAACUGAUUGUGUGUAUGCUAACGUCCAUAAAGUCAGGUGAUGAAGUGCUCAGUGAUUUUGGACAGACAGCUCCACUGAAAGUAGCUGGAGUAAGGAGCUGAUGUUAAGAUACCUAAAGGUCCUUCAUUUAAUGUAAAUUCCCUGCAUGAAAAUACAAACCAUAGCUUAUAAGUGUUAAUGUAUUGGACUAUUUAACUGUCACUUUUGUAUUAUAUCAGGUGAUUAACGCAACUAUUGUUACGUGACCUCUUGAUUUAAUUACAAACACUGAGUGUUUUCUUCAUCUGUACUCUGUGGAAGCCUUUGACUAGUUCUUCACUUGGUAAAGGUUCGACCAAUAUGUAAAUGGAAACAUGAUAAAGAGAAAGAACUUCAACAUUUAUGAAAAUAUGACUGUAAAUAAAGCGUCUUUUG
Molecule: messenger RNA, 1250 nt
Organism: Oreochromis aureus
Lineage: Eukaryota; Metazoa; Chordata; Actinopteri; Cichliformes; Cichlidae
Product: hepatocyte cell adhesion molecule-like
Exons: 5
Coding region: 106-876 (256 amino acids)
Source: RefSeq, a predicted model, not a curated record